Linum tenue is the source of this 725-nucleotide messenger RNA. Lineage: Eukaryota; Viridiplantae; Streptophyta; Magnoliopsida; Malpighiales; Linaceae. The record is from the annotation of a GenBank genome assembly.
GGUGGGUCGGCCCAAACCCGCGGAUGAUCCGCCCGCAUGCCCAACCCUACAUAUGGGUUCCGUAUCUUGACUAUACGCCUGUUGGCAACUACAUAUCGAAGGAGGGAAGGGGUUACUGCGUGGAGUAUCUAAAACUGGCGGUGAAGAAGCAAGCCAAGGCGUAUCUGAGUGAAGCCAGAUGGUUGGCGCGGAAGGUGGUGCCGAGCGUGGAGGAAUACAGGCGGGUGGGCGUCUACUCCUGCGGCUACCCUCUGCUUGCAGUUGCAGCGCUGUGCGGAAUGGCUGAAGAUAAUAAAUCCCCCAGAGAGGUCUUCGAGUGGCUGCUUGCCGAUCCCGCCAUUCUCGUCGCUUCCUCCGAUCUGUGCCGUCUCAUGGAUGAUGUUGUGUUCCAUGAGUUUGAGCAAGAGAGGAAGCAUGUUGCAUCGUCGGUUGAGUGUUAUGUGAAGCAAUUUGAAGUGGGGAAUGCGGAGGCACGUGACGCCAUCAACGAAAUGAUCCAAGAGGACUGGAAGAAGAUCAACAAGGAACUGCUAAUUAUCAAACCACCGUCAUCAGCAGCGACCAGUUUCUCCGAGUUCGGACCGAUGAAAGAAGUUAUGUCGGUGUUUCUGGGUCUCGCACGUGUAAUGGAGGUGUUGUACAAGGAUUCUGAUGGCUACACACACUCCACCAAAGACACCAAGGACGUCAUCACCUCUUUGCUCGUUACUCCAAUGAUCAUUUGA